Apus apus (common swift) is the source of this 2477-nucleotide messenger RNA. RefSeq names its product katanin catalytic subunit A1 like 2 (gene KATNAL2). The transcript has 16 exons. Gene Ontology annotation, molecular function: protein binding; ATP binding; ATP hydrolysis activity. Bases 70 to 1638 code for a protein of 522 amino acids. Lineage: Eukaryota; Metazoa; Chordata; Aves; Apodiformes; Apodidae. The record is from RefSeq and is a predicted model, not a curated record.
GCAGGAGUUAACAGAAGAGGGCAUGCAUUGGGGGGCAAAAGCUGGAAGCUUUCUGUUUUCCAAACACAAAUGGAUGAGAUGCGAACAGAAGCUCGUCGAAAAAAUCUCCUCAUUCUAAUUUUGCAUUAUUUAAUGGAGGAAGGGUAUGUCGAUGCUGCAAAUGCUUUGGAACAAGAGACAAGAUUAAGUUUACGUGGCUUUGAAGUUUGUGACAACGUUGACCUUGAGACGAUUUUGAUGGAAUAUGAAAGCUAUUACUUUGUGAAAUUCCAAAAGUAUCCUAAAAUUACCAAAAAGGUCCUGGACACAGCAGAAAAUAAACAGCUGAAGACUGGGGGAAGACCAAGAAGGGCAGCAAGUUCUUCUCAUAAUCUCCCAAGGCUCAAACAUCAGGCAGUGCAACGACCAUUGUCAAAAACUUCACCUGGGAGCAAAACAGAAUUAAAAUUAUCCACCAAGGAGAGCCCCAAACAGAACAAUGACAGUGCAGGUUCUCUGGAGGAGUAUGACUUUGGCUUAACCAUCUCAGCAGUCAACAGAACUGCAGGAGACAGCGCUCAUCCAAGAAGGGGCCAAAUAAUUGACUUCCAUGAGAUGAUUCAGGAUGCUGUCAAAGGAUCAUCAUAUGGAAUAGCCCUGAACAGCCUUAGCUGUGACCCAGAUCCUUCAGAACGACUGUUGAAACCCCUUAGUGCUUUUAUUGGCAUGACUGGUGAGAUGAGAGAACUUGCAACAGUUGUAAGCAAAGACAUUUAUCUCCAUAAUCCCAACGUGAAGUGGGAUGAUAUCAUUGGACUGGAUGCAGCUAAAAGGCUAGUCAAGGAAGCAGUGGUUUAUCCCAUAAGGUACCCCCAGCUGUUUACAGGCAUUCUGUCUCCUUGGAAAGGAUUAUUGCUGUAUGGACCACCAGGUACUGGGAAAACUUUGCUUGCUAAGGCUGUUGCCACAGAAUGCAACACAACCUUUUUCAACAUAUCAGCAUCAACCAUUGUCAGCAAGUGGAGGGGUGAUUCAGAAAAACUUGUCCGGGUUUUAUUUGAGCUUGCCCGGUACCAUGCUCCUUCCACCAUUUUCUUGGAUGAGCUGGAGUCAGUGAUGAGUCAAAGAGGCACUGCUCCUAGUGGUGAACAUGAAGGAAGUCGACGGAUGAAAACAGAACUUCUGGUGCAGAUGGAUGGCUUGGCCAGAUCUGAUGAUCUUGUGUUUGUUUUAGCAGCUUCCAAUCUGCCAUGGGAGUUGGACUCUGCCAUGCUGAGGCGGUUGGAGAAGAGGAUUUUGGUUGACCUCCCAAGUAAAGAGGCACGGCAGGUGAUGAUCCAGCACUGGCUGCCCCCUCUGAGCAACAGUGGAGGAGUGGAGCUGAGAACAGAUCUGGACUACAGCUUGCUGGGCCAGGAAACAGACGGGUACUCCGGCUCAGACAUAAAACUCGUGUGCAAGGAAGCAGCCAUGAGACCAGUCAGGAAAAUUUUCGAUGCUCUUGAAAACCAUCAGACAGGUAACAGCAACCUACCCGUGAUCCGACUAGACACGAUCACGACGGCGGAUUUCCUGGAUGUGAUCGCCCACACCAAGCCCUCAGCAAAGAACCUAAGCCAGAAGUACACAGCUUGGCAGAGGGAGUUUGAGUCAGUUUGAAAAGGAAAACCCCCCCCAAAGAGUGAAAACUUCCCAGACUUUCCUAAACGGCAUUGACGAGGAGCCAAAGGAUUGAACGGUGCUGGGGAAGGAAGUGCAUGUUGCUCCCAGGAAAGAGAAGGCAGUUGAGAAAGGUCAGGGGGGAAUCUUCACUUUUUAAAACUUAAUAGGGAGGAUUUUGAAUUAUUUUUAUUAGCUGUUUUCAGUUACCAUUCUAGAAACACUCUUCGUGGAAAUACUGGAAUGGCAGUUGCUACGUUAACAAAGACUCCAGCCUUAAUUUUAUGGAUAAAGAUGUGAAAGAUUGUUUGCUUCUCAGUCUUUAUUCAUGACAGUUGCUUCCAGGUCUGUGGAAGAACUGGGGCAGGAAGCUUGUUAAAAGGUCAGUAAUUAGUUCAGGUCUCCUUUUCUGAAACUCACUAAAGCAUCACCAUCAGGGAGGCUCUACCAGCAGAGACCUGCACCCUUUUUAAUGAAAAGUGACUGUUUUCAGUGAAAUUCAAGAGUUUAGAAGUGCCUUGUAGUGGUUUGUCAUCAUUUUCACCCAAGGUGAAAGCCUUGAUGUGCCCAAUGUAUUGCUUUGUAGUUGCUUGGGGAUAUUUCCAAGGUGGAAGAGGCAAUGAAUAGAACUUGGAGACAUUGUAGAAAAUCAGGAGACUUAGGCAAUGUCACUAGAAAUGGGUUACCCACUGAAUUUGCAACCAGACAUAAAAUGCAAACAGCAAGUCUGUGCAGUGCAGUGAGAAAAGCCACCAAGUUUGAAUGUUUUCUGUUCAUCAACAUGGUCGGGUAACCAGUCAGGGUUUCCAUGUGUCCUUUAAUCAUAGAAUCCCAGACUG